Molecule: messenger RNA, 555 nt
Organism: Fulmarus glacialis (Northern fulmar)
Lineage: Eukaryota; Metazoa; Chordata; Aves; Procellariiformes; Procellariidae
Gene: PGAP2
Product: post-GPI attachment to proteins 2
Exons: 3
Biological process (GO): GPI anchor biosynthetic process
Cellular component (GO): Golgi membrane; endoplasmic reticulum membrane
Source: RefSeq, a predicted model, not a curated record
CAUCAAGAUGUUACAGGUACCACUGCCCCUGGAUCGAGAUGGGAUCCUCUUCCGGCUCCGUUUUACCACGUUGGCCGUUGGGACUGUGUGUUGCCCACUCUUUGGUUUCCUUUUCUGUGUGAUCUGGUCUCUGCUGUUCCAUUUCCAGGAGACGACAGCAACCCACUGCGGGGUCCCUAACUACCUCCCCUCCAUCAGCGCCGCUAUCGGAGGCGAGACCCCCCAGCGUUAUGUCUGGCGCCUCUGCAUUGGCCUCCACUCGGCACCCCGCUUCCUGGUGGCAGUCGCCUACUGGAACCACUAUCAGAGCUGCCACUGCUCGCACCCUCGCUACCUGCGCUUGUGCCACUUCAACCUGCUGCUCAACCUGCUUGAAAACUUCGCCCUCCUUAUUCUGACGUACGUGUCCUCAUCUGAAAACUAUGCAAUCCAUGAAAAUGCCUUCAUCGUCUUUAUCACGUCGGCUCUGGGCCACAUGCUCCUGACAUGCAUCCUCUGGAGAAUGACUAAGAAACACACAGUAAGUCCCGAGGUACAGAAACUUUCCUUUCUUCU